GGAGGCGAGGCGGGAGCGCUGCACUCGGUCAGAUUGAGCGCCGCUGCUGAGGAACGACUGAGAGAGGCUUUUCUUUUUUUUGUUAACCCUACCCCCGCCCUUCCUUCACAUUUUUUUCCCCUCAAAAUUUCACACACUCCACCUCGGUCCACCCCCACCCCUCCUCCCCUCCCAACUCUCUCUAUCUCCAAAUUCAAACCCAGUCGGAAGGACACGGGCGCCUGAAGCCGCAGUGGUUUGUCAAAUUGCACAGCGGCAGCAGCGGGCGGGAUGGAGGCGCUCCGAGCCGCUGCUCUGCUCCUCUGCUCGGUCACCUGUUGCUGCUGGUGGGAUUUACAGGGCGUGGAGCCUGCAGCGCUGUCCCCGGCUCCCAGCUCCUCCUCCCCUGGGACCGGGCUCAGCGGUAGCGGCGGCGGCGGCCCGGGGCCCCACGCGGAUGCCCGGGCGAGGAAGCCGCUACUGAUGAAGGAGAGCGGUCCGCCCUCUGCCCGGGGCCGCCGCCGCCGCCGCCGAGCUCACAGCGUGAUCCCUCACCACUUCAUGAUGUCCGUCUACACGGCUCACUCGGCAGCCGAGAGACUCGGAAUCAACGCCAGCCUCCUCCGGGCCGCCAGGUCUGCAGCUAACACCAUCACCGGCUUCGUGGAUAGAGCUGAAGACGAUGUCUUGCAUUCACAUUUAAGGCGGCAAAAAUACUUGUUCGAUGUCGCAGCGUUGUCGAGCAAAGAGGAAUUAGUCGGGGCCGAAUUGAGGUUACUGAGAAAAACGCCGGAGCAUUUUCGACAGACGCUGUCUGGUCUCUACGACUUCAAACUGUACUCCUGCCUCAGCGAGGGACAACAGUCCAAAUUACUGCAGUCCCGCACGCUUCACAUUCACCAGUCCAGUGCACAAGGAUGGGAGGUGUUUGAUGUCUGGGAAAUAUUUCAGUUUCUCCGCUCUGCCCAGUUAUGUUUUGAAUUGAAGGUGACAUCCAGCCAGAGCGAACGGGAUGUUGACCUGAGGCAACUCGGGUUCGGGCGGAAGGAGAGAACGCCCCAAGAAAGAGCUCUGCUGGUGGUUUUCACUCGAACUCGGAAAAGAGAGAAUCUCUUCAGCGAGAUGAAAGAGAAAAUCAAAUCCUCAGAGGUCUCCGCCGACGAAGAAGGCGAACGCCAGUUCAAAGCCAGGAGGAGGAGGAGGAGGAGACGAACCGCCUUUACAAACCGCCAUGGGAAGCGGCACGGCAAGAAGGCCAAGUCCCGAUGUAGUAAAAAACCUCUCCAUGUGAACUUCAAAGAGUUAGGUUGGGAUGACUGGAUAAUAGCUCCCUUGGACUAUGAAGCUUAUCACUGCGAGGGAGUGUGUGACUUCCCGCUCAGAUCCCACCUCGAACCCACCAACCAUGCGAUUAUCCAAACGCUCAUGAACUCGAUGGACCCGAACUCCACGCCUCCGAGUUGCUGCGUCCCCACCAAACUGAGCCCCAUCAGCAUCCUGUACAUCGAUGCGGGCAAUAAUGUUGUCUAUAAGCAGUACGAGGACAUGGUCGUAGAGUCAUGCGGCUGCAGGUAGCAGAGAGGCCAUAAUUCCGGGAGGAGCGAGCCUCCCGACUGUAGUAUUUGAGGAGAGCGCGGGGCUGGUCGCUUGGUGGAGCAUAGCCGCUAUUUAACAUGUUCUCAAAUAGCUGUGGCUCGGCUCCCAGUGCUCGCGAAUAAAACAUCAGGGGAAGGGAGAGAGAAAGAGAAGGCGAGAGGGGAAAACAGUCUAGAAUGUUCUCUGUAAUUUAUUCCUAUACCGUCAUUUAGUGGAUAUGAGACCGAUAUUUUAAUACACUACCUUCAAUUUACCUGUAAGGAGAUAUUAACCCCUCUGCACCAAGAUAUUAUCACACACUAUAAGGUGUCAUAUUACCAGCAAGAAUAGGGGCUACAUUACUGGCAGAGACGGACGGGUUGGCAGAAACGUCCUUCAAAUCUGCGCCAACCAGUUAGUGCUGGUCGCAGCAAUUGCAGAGGCGAUCAUCAUUAGUACUUCCACACGUAUUUGAUUCCAGUCCACUGGAACUGUGAUGGCCUGGCGCAUUUCGCAUUUAGUUCGCCCCAACUUUUAUUGAAUAAUGUCAGUGCAAGUUGGUGAAGGGUCAUUCAGUGCGAUUGGAGGUUGGGGAUGAUGGGGAGCAGUGGAAGAUGACACAUGCGCCCACCCCCAUCCCCACUAGACCCCUCUGGAUGUUGCCAGUCUUAUGUGGAUGGAGGAGAGCUAGAGGGAGGAUAUACUCGCUCAGUCCCCAAUCGCGGUUUAAAGCAAGGUGGUCCCUGCUGAAAAAAACGGGUGAGGAGUGGGGGCUGGGGUGGGGGGUGGGCGACGGUGCAGGGAGAUGGGGAACACAUUGAGACCAAUUCCCUUCCUGGGCUGGCAUGCGGAUAGUAAUGCGACCUGCCAGCACAAGGCAAAACUGAAGAAACUUUCUGUUCCCUUUUCGCCCCGAUUAUCUGCUGAUCUCGAUCGCCUUUUGAAAGGUGAGGGUAAUUUACCAAACCCACACACACACACACACACACAAAGUUGAAGGUAACGAAAGGAGAGAUUGGCUCCGCUCCCCCAGGUUUCUUGUUAAAGAAGAUUUUUCCCUCCUUCUGACAUUCCGACGAGAUUACCAGCCAGAAAGAGCCGUCGGCCAAAAAGGAAUUGUUGCAGAUUGUAAUUACAUCGAUGGUGGAAUCUAAGCUGCCUGGUGUGAUUAAAUACUGCAAAAAAAGUAGUAGUGGGGGUUGAGGUGGAGGACAAAUUCUGGAAAUGACCAAAAUGCAUUUGCUGUCCUUGAUAAAGCAACAGCUAAAAAAAAAUACAAUGGGCUCGGUGGGUAUUUCACCAGCUAUAGACAAUACAGUAUUUACAAAUUUAACCUGGGAAGAAGCAAACACUUGUACAAAUAGUUACCUUCCGCCGGCGAUCGCAAUGGGAAAACAUUCGGAGAGCCUUGCUUUGCUUGAAUUAGGAUUAAAAAAAACACAAGUGCACUUCUGUCCAUUAGUAAGGUUUUGCUCAGUUGAGUCACCACUUGCUUGGUAACCUCCCCCACCGGUUGCAAACUGGAAAUUGGCCGGAUUGCACGAUUCCACAAGUAGGAGGUGGGGGGAAUAAUUGACCCCAGGACCGUAUGUAUAAAAAAAUGCACAUUAGCUUUAAUGCACUGUUGUUCAUAUGUUGUGUUGUACAUAUUUGUGUAUUUAAACGAGACUUUAAUGUGCAAAAUGGAGAAGUUAACAAUUACAUUAAGUCUAAAAAAUGUAUAGUUCUUUGUAUGCACUCUGAAUUUUGUGAUAUUUCUAAUAUUUUUAAAAUAAUAAUAUUUGAACUGUACAGGGUUUUAAACGCCAAUCAAACAUUUGCCUCACAUCCCGGUCUAAAAAUCAUAAAUAAUAAUGUUUAAUUCUUGUUGUGCCCAAGAUAGAGAGACGCCUUUCAUUGUCUACCUCAGAUUAUGUUACAAUGUUUUGAAUUUGAUAGAAAUUUGGCAAAUUCACUUAAAUUUUUUCCGAUAAUCUGGCGUAAAUAGAUUUUGUUCAUACUGUUAUAUUCUCACUAUUGCUGUAUCAUUAAAUUUUAAUUGGA
Stegostoma tigrinum is the source of this 3597-nucleotide messenger RNA. It is a transcript of the gene gdf6a, whose product is annotated as growth differentiation factor 6a. Gene Ontology annotation, biological process: BMP signaling pathway; SMAD protein signal transduction. Gene Ontology annotation, cellular component: extracellular region. Gene Ontology annotation, molecular function: cytokine activity; growth factor activity. NCBI's taxonomy places the organism in Eukaryota, Metazoa, Chordata, Chondrichthyes, Orectolobiformes, Stegostomatidae. Bases 271 to 1554 code for a protein of 427 amino acids. The record is from RefSeq and is a predicted model, not a curated record. The transcript has 2 exons.